GCUCGCGCGCCGCGGCGAGAGCCCCUUCUUUCGCGCCAUCAUCCAAUGCGCUUUCCCCCAACUACGGAACGCUCCACAAUCUUAUCCAAUAAUUAUCGCCAUUGGGCGAUACCUUAUCUCGUGCAAUGACGCGAUAUUUUAAAGUUCUACCGAGAUAAGAGACUAGUGAUUAAAACUCAGGUGUAGAAUGUGUGUCUGACCGCUAUCGUUGCAAAGAAACUUUAACAACCGUUACUUAGUGCUCGAUUACAAAUAUUACGAUGUCGUUGUUCAAGAAGAAAGCGCCAAAAUACACGGCGCCCCCUGUGCCGCCCGUGCCGGCCGAGGAAGUGCCUCCUGCUAAUGGAGUGGACAACAACAAUGGUGCUCAGAAAUCGCAGCUGGUCUUCCAUUGCCAGCAAGCCCAUGGCAGCCCUCUUGGACUUAUUUCUGGGUUUUCUAAUGUCAAAGAAUUAUACCAGAAAAUUGCUGAAUGCUACGACUUCCCACCAGAAGAUAUCCUGUUCUGCACAUUGAACACGCAUAAAGUAGACAUGAAGAAGCUCCUAGGAGGACAAAUCGGAUUAGAAGAUUUUAUAUUCGCGCACAGAAAAGGUCGACCCAAAGAAAUAGAAAUUGUCAAGACAGAAGAUGCUCUUGGCCUAACCAUUACGGACAACGGUGCCGGAUACGCGUUCAUCAAGAGAAUGAAGGAAGGUUCUAUAGUUUCGAGAAUACCGCAUAUAGAGGUCGGUGACCACAUUGAAAAACUAGACGGAUUAAAUAUGGUGGGCAAAAGACAUUACGAAGUAGCAAAAACAUUAAAAGAUAUCCCUAAAGGCACGACAUUUACUAUACGACUUGUGGAGCCGCUAAAGAGCGGUUUUAACAGCAUUGGACCAAAGACGAGUAGUGCCAGGGCAGGAAAGAAACAAAAUUAUGGCUCAGGGAAGGAAACACUUAGAUUUAAGGCAAAUGGUCAGGCCACUAUUGAAAAUGAGCAUGACGAGAAAUCGAAAGCGGGCAUAGAGAAAAUAAACUCUCUGUUGGAAUCUUUCAUGGGCAUCAACGACGCCGAGCUGGCUACGCAAAUGUGGGACUUGUCUGAGGGCAAAACAAAUUCCAUGCAGCUAGCUGAAGCUAUAGACAACAGCGACUUGCAAGAAUUCGGGUUUACGGAUGAAUUCAUUAUUGAACUUUGGGGAGCUAUCACAGAUGCUAGAUCUGGCAGGCUCAGUUAGAAAUACUAUUGGUAGACAAAGACAUAAUUUAAUCCAAACUUGGCUUGAGCACUAUCGUGUUAAGUAUUUAAAUUGCCUAUCGCAACGCAUUCUCAUGUUCA
Molecule: messenger RNA, 1321 nt
Organism: Cydia amplana
Lineage: Eukaryota; Metazoa; Arthropoda; Insecta; Lepidoptera; Tortricidae
Gene: kermit
Product: PDZ domain-containing protein GIPC3
Exons: 4
Coding region: 261-1220 (319 amino acids)
Molecular function (GO): protein binding
Source: RefSeq, a predicted model, not a curated record